AUGCCUGGCACCUCGGGGACAGCUCGCACGUCGGGAACAGGGCCUGGCCCCUUGCUGCUGCUGCUGCUGCUGCUGCUGGCCUCGGGCCGGGUAGAACCACAGGCCUGCACGUAUCCAUGCCAGUGUCCCUCCCAGCCUCUGCAGUGCCCUGCUGGCACCAGCCACGUCUUGGAUGCUUGUGGUUGCUGCAAGGUGUGUGCCAGGCAGCUGGGUGAGCUCUGCUCCCUGCAGAAACCCUGCGACCAUCACAAGGGGCUCUACUGCGACUUCUCCAAGAUCCACAGAGGCAGUGGGAUCUGCCUGGCUCACGAGGGCGCCACUUGCGACCUGCUGGGCAAGAUCUACCUCAACGGGGAGAGCUUCCAGCCCAGCUGCAAGCUGCAGUGCAUCUGCAUGGACGGGGCCAUCGGCUGCAUCCCGCUGUGCGCCGAGGACCUGCGGCUGCCCUCCCCCCAGUGCCCCAGCCCCCGGCGCGUCAGGAUCCACAACAAGUGCUGCGAGGAGUGGACCUGUGAGGAGGGCACCGGGGAGAACCGCCUGGAAACGGCCAUGGCAGUUUUCAGGGAGGAUCCAGCACAGAAGCCAGAGCUGAAUAACCUGCAGGAGAACUGCUUGGUGCAGACCACGGAGUGGAGUGCCUGCUCCAAGAGCUGUGGCAUGGGCAUCUCUGCACGAGUGACCAACGACAACCCCCAGUGCCGCCUGGAGAAGGAGACCCGGCUCUGCAUGGUCCGGCCCUGCGACCUCCCUGUGGAGAAGACCAAGAAGGGCAAGAAGUGCGUGCGGACCCCAAGGCCACGCCAGAGCCUCCGCUUUGAGUUCUCAGGCUGCACCAGCAGCCGCUCCUACCGGCCCAGGUUCUGCGGGAGCUGCACGGACGGGCGCUGCUGCACCCCCGCCCUCCCCAGCACCGCCCCCGUGGAGUUCCGCUGCCCCGAGGGGGACUCCUUCCAGCGCAAGAUGAUGUUCAUCAAGGCGUGCUCCUGCCACCACGACUGCCCCCGGGACAACGACAUCUUCCUGGCCACGCACCACAGGAGGAUGAUCGGGGACCACGUGAAGACGGAGAGGCCGUAG
Merops nubicus (carmine bee-eater) is the source of this 1077-nucleotide messenger RNA. RefSeq names its product connective tissue growth factor-like. The record is from RefSeq and is a predicted model, not a curated record. Gene Ontology annotation, biological process: cell adhesion; signal transduction. The transcript is spliced from 5 exons. Gene Ontology annotation, cellular component: extracellular matrix; extracellular region. Gene Ontology annotation, molecular function: heparin binding; integrin binding. Bases 1 to 1077 code for a protein of 358 amino acids. Lineage: Eukaryota; Metazoa; Chordata; Aves; Coraciiformes; Meropidae.